ACAUACCACAUAUGACAUUUGACACAUAUGGGGGAAAACAAGUAGAUUCAUAUUUAAUUAUUUUGCUUUGUUUGGAAAAAUUUGUGCAAUAGUAGGACAAAAAUUCUUUCAUGAUACAUACAUAUGUACUAUAUUAGAAAAGUGUUCUGUUUAUAGGCAAAUCUUAAAAGGACAACGAACGCAUUGAAGCAAAAGAGGGCUAUUUAGGGCUCUGGCUGCAUAUCGAUGGUUCGUGAUAUCUACACACGAAUUUAAUAGUUUUCGGCAAAUAACUCUGUACAAGGAUCGAAAAGUUUGAGGGUUAAAAAUUUAAUCGGCUGUGCAUUUACUAAAUAUGCGCCUAAAAUUCUAGCUUCUUAUUUCGAAACUCAAAUAUUCCAACUACCUACAUGUGGGUGCGAAGCCGCGUAUUAAACAUAUAUAUGUAAAUUAUGUCAGUGAGCGAUGCCGAUGAAAUACGCUCAGCUGCUGAAUCGCUGAUAAGCUCUCGCACGAACAUGGCCUAUCGUGGUGCAAUGUCUGUGCCGAUACCGCCCAACUAUGAUAUGUCACGCACACAUUCCAUCAACUUGAUCACCGAAGAAUUUCUGGGCGGUUAUAUGCAAGAUGGUCGCAUGUCGGUUGUACGUCGCUUCUUCUGUCUCUUUGUGACAUUCGAUUUAUUCUUCGUUUCGUUAUUGUGGUUAAUUUGUAUAAUGAUCAAUGGAGACAAUAUAUUUCAGGCAUUUCAAAAGCAAGUGGUCCAUUACACUUUUGGAACCUCUUUAUUUGAUGUAGUGGGAGCUGCUAUGUGCCGUUUUCUAGUUUUGACGUUCUUUUAUGCUUUGUUGUACAUAAACCAUUGGAUUAUAAUAGCAUUAUCAACGAGCGGUUCGUGCCUAUUUUUAAUCUCCAAAGUAUUUGUCUACGAUUGGGUCGACUCGCGUCAACAGGUUUUCGAAGUGAUACUCAUAAUAACGUCAUUCGUGUUGGCUUGGGGUGAAGCUUGGUUCCUCGAUUGCCGCGUCAUACCGCAGGAACGUCACGCGCGUAGCUAUUUCUCUGCAAUAGCUACCCCAGAACAGCGCUCACCAAUGAUGGCACCGUUUUUGGCCUCACAGUCGGAACGUAAUGUUCCGGAAAGCAUUUUUUAUUCACCUUUAGAAACGGUACACAAUAGCGAUGAUGAAGACGAUGAACAGGAUGAAGAAUAUCAUCAAAUGGCUUUGGAUUGUGUGCGGAGAGCACAUGAGCUAUUUGAAUCAAGCGAUUGGAAGGUAGAAAAGGUUACCAAUAAAGGAGACACGAUACGCAGUACGCAACGUGAAAAGAUGGGCAAAAUUUACAGACUAACAGCUCGUAUUAAAUAUCCACCCAAAGAGCUAAUGGAUGAACUCUUCUAUAACAUUGAAAAUGUUCCGAAAUGGAAUCCGACUUUGUUAGAAUCAAAAAUGGUGCAUAAAAUCAAUUCCUACACCGAUAUUACAUACCAGGCUAGUGUGGGUGGUGGCGGUGGCAUGGUGAAAAGUCGCGACUUCAUUAAUCUUCGCUGUUGGCGUCUCUUUCGCAAUGGCAAGAUAUGCGAAGAAUCCGAUGAUGAUGAUGAAGCGGAGAGUGGUACCGACACAGCCGGUCCAGGUAGCGUAUCCACCGUAUCAGAUGAUGACUCUGUACCCACCACACAGCCUAGCAGUGUUGAAAGUAAUCGUGCGAAAUUCUCAAGUAGCAGCAGUAGCGUAAUGCCUGGCGCUGGCGAUGCGGAUAGUCGAAGCGGUAGUGUGAAAAGUUUGCGUACUGGGCGGGCUUUUAAGACACUAAGUAAAAGCUUAGGCGCUAAAGAUUUUAGCGCAAUCGUACGUAUUGAUCCCGAUGAACCGCCACCAUUGGAAGAGGAUAGUUUUGAAGAUGCUCACGACAAUAUAGAUGACUUGGCGCAACUGGUGCAGAAGGAGGCACGGAUGGGAAUGCAAGAUGUACCACAGGAAAAUGCCGAUAUGGGUGAAGGGGCGGCUGUAAGUGGAGCUUUGGGUGGCGACGCUAGUAAAAAUAAAGUAUAUAUAAGCGCGGCAAUUAGUAUUGAUUAUGCGCCAGUUCCGCCGACUGCGAAAUAUAUACGCGGCGAAAAUCUUGUGACUGGGUUUGCGCUACAUGAAAUCGCAGGUAAAUCAGAUGCAUGCAUAUUCGACUGGAUUCUGUGUUUGGACUUGAAAGGUUACAUACCGCGGUAUGUGCUAGACACUGCUUACACCACUUUUAUGAGUGAUUAUAUGAAAUAUUUACGUAAAUAUGUAGUCGAGUUGCGCACUAAACGUAAACGAGUGUCUAGAAAAUAGCGGAAACAGAGUAUAGCGGUAUAACAGUGGGAAGAAAAACUGGCAUUCUUCAAUAAAUUUCGCACUCAUCCUGCUACAUGUAUUAGUCUUAUAUUCAUCAAACAUCGGUUAAAAUAGAACAUAUUUAUGGAACUGAUUGUGUAUGAUCUUGUUUAUAUAUUUUUACAACGCGAUUAUUAUAGAAUUUCUAAAAGUUUAAUGGUUGAUAACAAAUCCGAAAUGAUUCGCUAAAUAUUAGAUCUUAAUUAUGAAAAUUUUAAAACACAUACAUACAUAUAUUUUCUACAAUUAGGUCCAACAAUGUGAGAAUAAUGAAAUUAAUAUUGUUUGUACUCUUGUAAGUUAUAGCUUAGGUUAAAGUGAAAUAUUAAAGUUCAUUUGCUUCUGAAUUUGAACUAAAAAAUCGGCGCACAAGUUAAUGAGACAUAUAUUUUACAGCAUAAUCUAUUUUUGUUGUAAUAUUUCAUGCCGUAUUACGAUGAUAAUAUACAAUUUAUUAGCAAUUACUUUUAAGAUUUAAUCGUAUGUUUGUAUGUAUAAAUAGUUUUUCAAAAUACAAUAAAAUAUUAAAACUGAAUAAAAA
Molecule: messenger RNA, 2895 nt
Organism: Rhagoletis zephyria (snowberry fruit fly)
Lineage: Eukaryota; Metazoa; Arthropoda; Insecta; Diptera; Tephritidae
Gene: Start1
Product: Steroidogenic acute regulatory protein-like
Cellular component (GO): lysosomal membrane; late endosome membrane; endoplasmic reticulum membrane
Molecular function (GO): lipid binding
Source: RefSeq, a predicted model, not a curated record